AUGGAUGUCAAUGUCCAGUUCAUGAGCGAUACAGCCGAGCGGCGACGUACUCAGAAUCGUCUAGCUCAGCGCAAGUUCCGUGAGAAGAAGAAGAAGCGGAGGGUGGCAGAAAAUGCCGUUGCGACGCCUCAAGAACGGUCACAAUCGAGGUCAACCGCCAACAACAAUCGGAGUUUUUCAAGUAACCCUUUGCCUUCGUUCGAAAGUGCAAGUGCAAUUCCUACACUGGCGGGAGCUUUGCCGCUAGAAGAAAUUCCGAUCGCUAGCACGGAUGCAGGAACUGUAGACAACUUUGAUCUCGAUGCGAUAGACCAGUUUUUGUACCAAACCAACCAUGAUUUCUCCUUCACUUGGUCCGCUCCAUCGCCUGUCCGGUCAAACGCGACACAACCGGAUCUCACCCAAAGCAAUUCACCUGGUCCCGGCUCACGCAAGGCACCCCUGAGCAACACAACAAGUGAUAAUUCGGCGUCGCUCUCUCAACCUGGGGAUAGCCACAGCCUGCCACUACAUCACAUACCAUCCACUUCUGAUAUUUGCCCGGAGAGUCUGGCCCCCCAGCCUACACAAUCACCCAACUACGAUACGGUAUUGGAACUCAUCACAUCGGCCAGACAUGAUAAGGGAUGGAUUGGAACGCUUCACAUCGCCGCUCAGAAGGGCUACGAGAAAAUUGCUCGAGUUAUUUUACUCCAGGAUAACAUAGAUGCAAACAGUCAAGAUAGCGACGGUCGCGCACCCUUGAUACACGCAGUCAUUGAGAAUCACGAUUCUAUAGUCCGCCUACUACUAUCCCACGGUGCUCGGAUAGGCGUUUAUGAUUGUGAUGGUCGCUGCGCACUGCACUGGGCUGUGUUGCAUCAGCGACUCGAGAUACUCAAGCAAUUGCUCGAACAUCGCGCCAAGUACGAACCCGGUUUGGAUAUUGAUGUAUACGAUAAUUAUGGCUGGACCCCAUUGCAUAUGUCCGUGGAUAGGGCUUUCGAGGGUGGAAUCUUGAUGCUACUCCAGGAGGGCGCAGAUAUCAACGCUAAAGCACAUAAAUGUCCGUACACGGGCAAGAUCCUGCCAAUGAUGGAUGGGUAG
Molecule: messenger RNA, 1086 nt
Organism: Penicillium verrucosum
Lineage: Eukaryota; Fungi; Ascomycota; Eurotiomycetes; Eurotiales; Aspergillaceae
Product: ankyrin repeat domain-containing protein
Exons: 2
Coding region: 1-1086 (361 amino acids)
Biological process (GO): regulation of DNA-templated transcription
Cellular component (GO): cytoplasm
Molecular function (GO): protein binding; DNA-binding transcription factor activity
Source: RefSeq, a predicted model, not a curated record